AUGAAGAACACCGCGAUUCUUUUCCUCGCGGGCACUGCUCUCGCAGCUCCCUUCAACAAGACUCUCGAGACCCGUGAGCCUUGCCUCUGGCCCGUGGGCGGCUCCAGCGGCAGUAGUAGCUCGGGUGGACUUUCCUCUUUCCUUCCCGGCUUCUUGGGUGGCUCUGCUUCUGGUAGCGGCUCCUCUGAUUCUUCCGCUGACGCCGACGCCUCUAGUGAGGCAUCGGGAUCCGGCUCUGCUAGCAUAGGCGGGUCUGGCAGUGGCUCCUCUGGUCUUGGUCUUGGUCUUGGUCUUGGUGGCUCUGACUCCGCUGACCUCGGCGGUUCAGGUUCCGCUGGCCUUGGUGCUUCUGGAGGUACUGACCUCGGUGGAUAUGGCAGUGCUUCCGGCGGUGCUUCUGCAACUGGCGGUCUUGGGGCUGGAUCUUCUGGCUCUGCUGGUCUCGGUGGCUCUGGCAGUGCCGGUCUUGGUGGGUCUGGUACUGCCUCUGGUGAUGCUUCCGGCACUGGUUCUCUCGGCGCUAGCACCUCUGGCUCCGCUGGUCUUGGUGGCUCUGGUAGUGACUCUGGCUCUGGAUCUGCUAGCGGCGGUGCUUCCGGCGGUGCCUCGGGCGGCGCUUCUGGUGAUGUCUCUGGCUCUGGCUCUGGCUCUGGAUCUGCUAGCGGCGGUGCUUCUGGUGAUGUCUCUGGCUCUGGCUCUGGAUCUGCUAGCGGCGGUGCAUCUGGUGAAGCUUCUGGAACUGGCUCCUCUGGCGCGAGUUCUACUGGCGACGCAUCCCCCGAGUCUAGCUCCCCUGCCGCUGAUUCUUCCGACUCGGGUUCUUCUGGGGCUGGCGUUUCUGGCAGCGGCUCCGCUGGUGUUAGCGGUUCCGGAUCUGGUUCGUCUGGCACAAGCGUCUCUGGUGGCGUAGGAGCUGGCUCCGGCACCGGAACUUCGCCUCAAGAAACCAGCUGGAGCACCAGCAUCAGCUUCGCUCUGCCCGGUCCCACUGGCGCCUUCGGCGGCGCAAGCGACUCUCUUAGCGGCUCUGCCUCCGCCCAGGCCUCCGCUGAAGCUCAAGCCUCUGCCAAUGCUUCUGCAAAUGCUUCCGCCAAUGCUUCUGCCAACGCUGAUGCAUCUGCCGAUGGUUCCGGCAAUGCCAGCGCCUCCGCCGAUGCUUCCGCCAGCGUUUCUGCUUAA
This is a messenger RNA of Penicillium antarcticum, 1179 nucleotides long. RefSeq lists its product as uncharacterized. NCBI's taxonomy places the organism in Eukaryota, Fungi, Ascomycota, Eurotiomycetes, Eurotiales, Aspergillaceae. The transcript has a single exon. Bases 1 to 1179 code for a protein of 392 amino acids. The record is from RefSeq and is a predicted model, not a curated record.